Vitrella brassicaformis is the source of this 340-nucleotide messenger RNA. NCBI's taxonomy places the organism in Eukaryota, Vitrellaceae. The record is from the annotation of a GenBank genome assembly.
CUAACCAACAAACACCCAGAAUGUCCUCGUAGAUCUGGUCGUAAGCGCCAAUGGAACACACAAAUUGAACGCGACUUCAUUUCUGCCCAUGCGGACCCUGAAAGCGAACGGCAGAGAGAUCGGUGCUCAGAGAGCGCAUCUGGUGCCUCUUCGGUGUUGUUGAGGAAGCGGUCGACACAUGAACCAAAGGCCUGGACGCAAACAAAGACGCAAAGGCAGAGACAUGUGCUUUCUAUCUGGCAAAACCAACGAGAGAGUGGUUGCCUACGCUACAGAUGAUGACGACGGCGUGUAUCUCUUCAUUGCUUGGAGAUGAGCCGCGAACGCACAAAGAGGCCAU